AUGACCUAUGUAAAUGUCGUAUAUUUGGAUUGUCUCACUCUUCUCAAGUACCUAAUAAUUUGCAAAGGGAAGACAGUAAAAGUGGAGACAUUUUCUGGAGCUUCCAAGCAUGAAUUGUUGAACAUUCAGAAUCACAAGUUGGAGGCAAAGACAUUGAGGUCUGCCAACUUGGGAAGUAGUAGUACUCCAAGGAGCAAAAAAGACCAUUUUGAAGAUACCAAGUUAAAGCCAACCAGAGCCAGCUUGGAUGAUGAUGAGCCCCCUCCAAAAGGUGAAACACAAAGGCUUCUUGAUGAGGCAGAACAAGAGGUUCUCAAUUUGAUGAACAAGGAUUACAGUUCACCCAAAUGGUUUCCCGGCAAGCCGCCAAUUACCAGCGAUGGUAUACCUAAACAUUAGUCAAUCAAUGUAAUAACAUGCUUGGAACCCUAGAUAGGUUUUGGCUCACACUUUUGCCAUUUUGGCCCCAAAAUAGGAACUAGUGAAGCCCCCUUAACCUAUAUAGGAAAUAACUUGAAACUUGUCUUGUUUUUGUACUCUGGUUUGC
This is a messenger RNA of Tripterygium wilfordii, 547 nucleotides long. RefSeq lists its product as uncharacterized. NCBI's taxonomy places the organism in Eukaryota, Viridiplantae, Streptophyta, Magnoliopsida, Celastrales, Celastraceae. The record is from RefSeq and is a predicted model, not a curated record. Bases 1 to 399 code for a protein of 132 amino acids. The transcript has 3 exons.